Molecule: messenger RNA, 9274 nt
Organism: Helicoverpa armigera (cotton bollworm)
Lineage: Eukaryota; Metazoa; Arthropoda; Insecta; Lepidoptera; Noctuidae
Gene: Usp32
Product: ubiquitin carboxyl-terminal hydrolase 32
Exons: 27
Coding region: 395-5527 (1710 amino acids)
Biological process (GO): protein deubiquitination
Cellular component (GO): Golgi apparatus
Molecular function (GO): cysteine-type deubiquitinase activity; calcium ion binding
Source: RefSeq, a predicted model, not a curated record
GUUAUUUUCUUGAAAAUGAAUAACUUGAAUUCUUAUUAGGAGUGGUUUUUCUGAAUCGUAUUAAAACAAAUGUCAAGUUUUCUUUGAACGUGUAUCCGAACAUAGUUUCAGAGAUUCUAGUAGAAAAAAAAACAAAAUCAGUGGAGUUUCAUAAUUUCUUGUACAUUGCGUGUUUAGAAGACAGUAAAGACAGAAAAAGUGAUACGAAAAACGCAAUUUGUAUCAAUAAUUAACGUAAAACUCGUUCCAAUUGGAUGGGAAACAGAAGUGGAAGAAAAUAUUUAAUUCAAUAUGGCUACAGAUCAUACGACGUGAGCUGUCAGCUGUAAUAAUUUUUGUUUCUUUGUGUUUAUUACGCCUUUAAAAAUGUUAUGAUCGUUACGUACACGCGAAUAUGGGUGCGAAAGACUCGAAACCAUCUUUUAUACCAUACGAGGAUGCAGUGAAACGAGUGUCUGAUAGUGAGUUGAGACGUAUACGUGAAGCGUUCAAGAGAUGUGCCGGUGCAAACGGGACGGCCUUGAGCUUGGAGGCGUUCGUCCACGAAGUGCUGUGUGAUGGAGUUCCCUACGAGGUGGCGGAGUGGCUGUACCAGGCGUGCGGCGGCACCAAGAGAGGCAUCGCCUUCAAGGAGCUGCUCUGCGGGAUCGUGGUGCUCACCAAAGGCAAUAUCGAAGAGAAAAUUAAGUUCCUCUGGACGCUGUACGUGAACAAUCAAGGCGACAAUGGCACAUACAUAUACAAGAGGGACUUCGCGCGGAAUCUCCACAUGGAGUACACGUCGCUGCCCCUCAACGGCCCUCAGAGGAACGCUGAGAUCCUCCUCAGCCUCUUCGGCCCGGCGGAGAAGGUCACCUUCGACCAGUUCCGCUCGUGGCUGCUGAUACACAAAGAUGCGACGGUGCUGUCCAAGUGGCUGCUGUCGGAAGUCAAUGUAGCCCAGGAUCUAGAGACGCCCACCUUCUACCAGAGUCUAGCUGGCGUCACGCAUUUAGAGGAGAGGGACAUAAUAGAACUUGAGAAAUGUUUCUGGACGCUCCGCAACGCGGCGCCAACGGGUCAGCUAGACGCAGAGAGCCUAUCUCCUCUCCUGUCUCCGCCACUCCCUGCUGCAGCGGUGGCCGGCGCCUUCCUGGCCUUCGACGAGAACAGGGACGGACAUGUGGACUUUAAGGAGCUCUGCUGUGGACUUAGUGCGGCCUGCAGAGGGCCUAGGACUGAGCGGCUUAAGUUCUGCUUCAAAAUCUUCGACCUAGACAGCGAUGGGGUCCUCAACAAGAAGGAACUCAUCGACAUGGUGGGGAUCCUCUGCACCGUCGCCAACGAGAACCUCAAGAACCAGAGCUCCCGAGCCUCCACGCCUUCGGACGGCAACGACUCUGAAGGCCUGGAGAAGGGGUUUGACCCUGAAGUCAUACUGGUCAACUUGAGGGAGAAGCUGGUGACGGUGCCCAAGAAUGGGAGGAAGCCGGUCUUCCAGUUGGGCCCUAAUGGGGAUAAUAAGGAUGAGAUUGCCGCUUUGAAAGAGCAACAGCAACAGCAGCUUCAAGAAGAUGAGCAACUGGAGAGCGAGGGUCUGAUCGCCAACGACAUGGCGCUGACGCUGGAGGACUUCCUGAUCUGGAGCGUGGAGAGCGCGGAGGCGCUGGUGUCGCCCUUCCUCGACCUGCUGUUCGAGGUCUGCCACGUCGUGCUGGGGCUGCGGCCGCAGUGCAAGCAUCAGGAGAGGGAUAUUGUCCUAGGAUGGCUACGUCGCGCAGUCCAGCGUGGCUACUCAGUGGGGCAGUUCUGGUACCUGGUGGCUGCGGAGUGGUGGGGCUCGUGGCUGGCGUACACGGCAGGCUCCAGCAGCGACAACUGCUGCCGUCCACCGCAGAGGCAUAUUGAUGAGGCCAUCGUGUGUGAUGAGAGCUUCACUAGUAAUUCUACAGAGUCAAUGGGUUCCUUACUGUGGCGCGCGGAGACGGCGUCGGUGGGCAGCGCGGGCAGCUCGUCCGGCGUCAGCAGCGCCGCCGCCCAGCGCGGCCACCGCCACCCCGGCCCCAUCGACAACAAGCGUCUGCUCGCUCCCAACGUGCUCAAGGUCCGGACGCUGACGGGCGAGGGCGGCCACCUCCGCCGCGACGUGACGCUAGCCCAGCACCGCGACUUCGAGCUCGUGCCCGACGCGCUGUGGCGGGCGCUCGCGCUCUGGUACGGCGGGCCCGACCCGCUGCCACGACAGGUGAUCCGGCCACCGAACUCGGACGUCGAGCUCGAGUUGUAUCCCCUGCACCUCAAGUUACUACGGCAUGUUCAGAGCACACAGAGAGUGUCACCAGCAGGUACGGGCACGGGUACAGCUCUGUACAGCAGCGUGCCGGCUCCGCCCGACCGACAGCUCGCAUACACCGCCGCCUUCUCGAGACUCGCCACCGUAAAACAGGUGUGCGAGUUCCUGUGCGGAGCGCUGGGGCUGGCGCGGGAGGACAUGCGCGUGUGGGCCGUGGGCGCCGCCACCGUGCUGCUGGACGACGAGCGGCCCACGCUGCACGAGCUGGGCCUGCAGCACCGCGCCGCGCUGCUGCUGGAGCUGCGCAACCCCGACCUCACCUGGCCCGAGGAGAUCGGCGCUCUCAGUGGGUCGAGUCGAGCGACAGAGCGUCGCGAAACUCUCAUAGCGCCCAACCUGCCCGGCGCCACCGGGCUGCACAACCUUGGCAAUACUUGCUUUAUGAAUGCUGCAUUACAAUCUGUAUGGAACACAGGUCCUCUAACGAGGUAUUUCAACUCGGGCAUGCAUCUGUAUGAAGUGAACACGACGAACCCGCUCGGUACUAAAGGAGUACUAGCGUUGAGAUACGGAGAAUUAUGUAAAGAGGUGUGGUCGUGCUCAGCUCGGUCAGUAGCGCCACUGCGGGUCCGCUGGUGCGUCUCCCGGUGGGCGCGAGCCCUCGCUGGUGGGGGGCAGCAUGACGCACAGGAGCUGCUGGCGUGGCUGCUAGAUGCGCUGCAUGAAGACCUUAAUCGUGCCGCGCCUCCGCCGGCCAGGUGUCUGCCACGGGCUGAUGAUUCCGGGGGCAGGCCUGACCAGGUGGUAGCAGCGGAAGCGUGGGAGCAGCACACAUCCCGCAACGCGUCCAUCAUGACGGAGCUGUUCUACGGGCAGCUGAAGUCCAAGGUGCAGUGCGACACGUGCGGCAAGGACUCCGUGCGCUUCGACGCCUUCAACAUGCUCAGUCUGCCGCUGCCCAUGGAGUCCUAUGUCUGCUGCGAGCUCAGGGGUAAGAUGUCCAGCAUGACGGAGCUGUUCUACGGGCAGCUGAAGUCCAAGGUGCAGUGCGACACGUGCGGCAAGGACUCCGUGCGCUUCGACGCCUUCAACAUGCUCAGUCUGCCGCUGCCCAUGGAGUCCUAUGUCUGCUGCGAGCUCAGGGUGAUGCUGCUGGACGGCUCGGUGCCCAUCAAGUACGGCGUGCGAGUCAACUCAGAAGGCACAUACUUAGAUCUCAAGAAAAAACUGUCGGAACUAUGUGGAUUAGCGCCGGAAUCCAUGCUAAUAGUGGAAGUAUCAGGCGCCACCAUCGGGCGGGUGCUGGAGGACAGCGCCAAGAUCAGCGCGGCGUCCGCCUGCGAGCUGUACGCGUACGAGCUGCCGCAGCAGGACGAUGACGAUGCAUCCCACUGGGAGCACUGCCAACAUACUAACGGCUGGUCUGCGGAGCCGCAGCAGUGGGCGGAGGUGAGUGUGGGCGGCGGCAAUACUUCCUCACUCUGCAUGCCAGCACUCUUCUGCUUCAAGCGCUCGAGAUCGGAAAUUCUUAUGUCCCAGAGUCCGCCGAGCACUCUCUACAAGCACGCGGUGUUCACGGACCGAGCUGACGGCAGGAGUAACACCUUGCCCAAGGAGGUACGGCAUGAGAACGGCAGCAGUUCUCCGACCCUCAGCGUUAAGUCGCUGAACCUCAAGCCGUCAAGCCCGAGGCUCGGGAAGGUCAAGUUCGGCUCGUCGCCCUCCAAUAUGUGCAAGAUGGAUGAUAGUAAGGACGUGCCUACGGGAAAGAUACAGUAUUUGGUUGCUGUUCAUCGGAAGCAGUGUCGAUCAGACGCGUACUUCCUCCCCUGGCAGCGGAGCCGGUCCUCAGUGUUCGGCGUGCCCCUGCUGGUGGGAGUACGCGACGCGUGCAGCGGGCGGCAGCUGUACGCGCGCGUGUGGCAGCAGGUGGCGCGGCUGCUCAGUGCACGACCACCGCAUCAUGACCAGCACAACCAUGCCACUGACUGCGACGACAGCCUGGGCUAUGAGUUUCCGUUCCGCAUCCGCGUGGUGCGCGCGGGCGGCGCGUGGUGCGCGCGCUGCGCCUGGCCAACGCUGUGUCGCGGCUGUGCGCUGCCCUGCACCGACACCGCCACGCCUCGCACACGCGUCGGUGCAGCUAUAGAUAGCGACGCGCCCAACACCAACUCACCUAUAGCGAAGAAUAAGCUCAACAGGCAUAACUCUGCAAGGCUUUCUACUGAUAUUACGGGUGAGACGGAAUGUGGCACGGUGAGCGCGGCAGAACUGAGUGCACUGCUGGCGGGCCCCCGCCGCGGCCUCAUGCUGGCCAUCGACUGGGACCCCACCGCGCUGCAUCUGCGCUACCAGUCCACACGGGAGAAGGCAUGGGUAGAGCACUGGUCGGUGGCAGCAUGCCGACAGGAGGCGGCGCGGGCGAUAGACUUAGCGAGCUGCCUGCGCGCGUUCACGUCGUGCGAGCGGCUGGAGCAGCGCUACCACUGCGCGCACUGCCGCAGCGCGCAGCCCGCCACCAAGAAGCUGCAGAUAUGGCGCCUGCCGCCCAUACUCAUAGUCCACCUAAAACGUUUCCAAUACGUGAACAACAAAUGGAUAAAAUCCCAGAAAGUGGUCAACUUUCCGUUCCAAGACUUCGAUCCCACCGCCUACCUCGCGUCCGUACCACAAGAAACGAUACUACGGCAUACAGAAAUACUCAGUUCUAAACGAAGAUCCUCCGUUUUUGUGGACGACACCAUAUCAGAGUCAGAUAGUGAAGACGAUGAAGAAAGUGCACAACCAAAGGUCCAGAGGCCCAAGGUCGAGAGGAAGAGGAAAGGGUCCGUCGAGGUUAAGGGCAGACAGAGGCUGGAGUCCACGAGCCUGGUGACCACGCCGGUGACGGAUGAUAACCUGAUAGAUUAUCAUCAGCAUCAUCUACUGAAAGAUCAAGACCCGUUCGAUUUGAAGUACAGAUUGUAUGCUGUUGUGUCGCACUCGGGGCAGCUGAGCGGCGGCCACUACGUGGCGUACUGCCGCAACCCGUCGGGCGCGUGGCUGUGCUACAACGACAGCUCGUGCCGGGAGCUGAGCGCGGCGCCGACGCCGCCCAUCGACCCCGCCGCCGCGUACCUGCUCUUCUACGAGCGACAGGGACUCGACUACGAGAGGUAUCUUCCCGAUAUAACGGGUAAGGAGCCAGUAGUGAGAGACGCGGAAGUGUUGGAUCCUGAUGAGAACGACCUCAAGAAGAUGUGCACUAUAGUGUAGGACUAUUGUGAUAGCCGUCGCUGCAGGCUUCAGCGGUGAGAGACGCUCCGACCCGAACAGGUCAGGACAUUCAGGAACUUCGGCUCAUGUAACAAACGGGACGUGACGCGCUAAUGUACAAAAUAUCAGUAUGAUUUGACCGUAUAAUUCGUCCAUAUCGAUAUAUUUUUUUGCCAUCGAUAAAAAUAUCGAUGUUGCGAUGCUGUAUGUUUUAUGCCGAAAGCGAGAUAGCACGUUAGCACGGUUUGCGCUUGAGUUCAUUAUUUGUGAAGGCAUAUUAUACAGUGUUGCAAUUGGUUAAGGCUUAUAUUCGUUUGUUAGGGUUCCGUAGCCAAAAUGGCAAAAACGGAACCCUUAUAGUUUCGUCAUGUCCGUCUGUCCGUCUGUCCGUCUGUCGUCUGUCACAGCCGAUUUACUCGGAAACUAAGUACUACAGUGAUGAAAUUUGAUGGGAAUAUGUGUUGUAUGAACCGCUACAAAAAUAUGACACUAAAUAGUAAAAAAAAGAAUUGGGGGUGGGGCCCCCCAUACAUGUAACUGAGGGAUGAAAUUUUUUUUUUCGAUGUACAUACCCGUGUGGGGUAUCAAUGGAAAGGUCUUUUAAAAUGAUAUAAAGUUUUCUAAAAAACAUUUUUCUUAAAGUGAACGGUUUUUUAGAUAUCAGCUCUCAAAGUCGUAAAAAGUAUGUCCCCCCCCCUCUAUUUUUAUAACUACGGGGUAUAAAAUUCUAAAAAAAAUAGAGGUGAUGCAUGCUAAUUAACUCUUUCAACGAUUUUUGGUUUGAUCAAAGUAUCUCUUAUAGUUUUUGAGAUAGGUUGAUUUAACUGUAAUUUACGGAACCCUUCGUGCACGAGUCCGACUCGCACUUGGCCGGUUUUCUUUGGAUAGUGCCAUAGCGCGUCGUGUCGCCAAUUCGAGCCGAUCGCAAGUAGGUGGCUUUAUGAAAAAAAAUAUAAACAUUAUGGCCCGAAGAUUCGGUGUAUAGUUUUGGAAAUCUGAAAUAUAGAAUAAAAAAUACAAUAUAAAAAUAUUAUAUGUGGUCUGUCACAGAUUAUGCAUACAAACAGAAUGCAACCGCGAUGGGACCACGGAGAAACGCUCAAAUAUUAAUUAAUUUAAUUAUUUUUACUACCUAUUCGAGGUAGUAAAUAUUUAUCUUUCAAAUUAUUAUCGAUAAUUGAUUUCUAAUUACAUUUGUAAUGUUCCAAAUAUUAUUUAAUGAAUGAAUUUGAAUGUGAAUAAAACAUAAUGGCACGUUUCAGUGGAAAUAUCAGUCGUAUGCCAUUAUAAAAUAAUAUAUCUAUACAUUAAAUCUCAGACGGCUAUAACCGAAUACCAAAACUUCUAUACACAAAUUAAAAUAAUGUAUUAAUAAUAUUAUAUUGCGUAUAAUCGAGAACAAUGAAAGUGAAAUUUCUUUUUUAUAAUAAUAAUUUAUGUAAAUUAUGAUGUUGAUUUUAUAUGUUGAGGGUAUGUCGUGGUGAUGCAGGAAAAUUCCAUGAUUGCACAGAUAGGGAAUACAGUUACUUUACCAUUUAUUCUUUGUAAAGCCACAGAGAAGUAAUUGAAUGUAAUACUCAUAAACAUGUUAAUGUAUUGUUUUUAUGCACGUACGUACCGUCGAUCGUGAAAUUCAGUAUUGAGUUUGUCAGAGAGAGCUUUCAAUUGCUGUAAUUUGUCUUUACAGGUGUAUGAAGUUUCCAGUAGAUUUGUUAAACUUAUUGGCUACAUUGAAAGUAGAAAAUUAAGUAUCUGUAUUCUAUCGAAUCUGUGUUAUCAUGGGAAAGUUAAAGUGUUAUGUUAGUUAUGAUUGCGUAGUUGUAAUGCAUUCCUACUGUUGGUUCAUUUUAAGCGUUGGAGCAACAUGCGGUCUGUCAUGGUUCGAAGCUUUACAGCUAAUUUGGGGGCACACUUGACAGCUGUCAAAUUUGAACUUUAACCUUAAAGAAAAUAUAAUGCAGUUAAGUGUGUACCCAUUUCUAUUAUAAAUUAUGUUUUUAUAUUAUAUGAUAAGGUUGGCAACGCAUCUGUAAAUAUGUUUCGUUGGUAAUACAUACCAGUGCGGUUUCAUGAACGACUCUAGUGUUAAAUAAGUCAGGGCAAGUGUGAUAUUGUUUUCUGUUAUUAAAAUUUAUUAGUUUUUAUUGGUGUAUUUGCGUUAUAAGUGUUUAUGGGUGUUCUGUGGCUUGCUAGCGUGGAUAUUGUGACCAUGUGUCAAAAUUGUCAGUUUGUUCCACCAUAUUGGAUUUCCUUGUUUAAGUGUCAAAACUGACAUGUCGGCCAUAUUGGAUUUCCUUUCCGUUGCGUGUUAUUUUUCAGCUAUAUAAUCCUUUUCAAGCAUAUUUGAGUAUUAUGAUUUGCAAGUGUAUGUAACAGGCUACUUUAUUCUCAUGGGACAAAUAUUUACGCUAGUAACUACGGCAUAACGUUGUCCAACCGUAAGUUUUGUUGUACCCAAAUAUUUGCGCGAACAAAACAAGCGCGUCGCCCCGUGUCGCCUGUUACGUUAAUAAUGGAGACUGAUGUGAUGUAAUAUAUAAACGUGAUGUGCUAUAUUUUACUCAUUGGAAUAUUUUGUAUUUAAUAUUAUUGUAGAUAGUCUGCGUUUAACGUGUUUUGUACCAGAUACCAAAAACAAAUUAAAUGCAUGUUUGCUGAAGCAAAAUUAUAGGUAGGUCUACUGUCUAUUUCUUAAUACUGUCCAUAUUAUAUCUAUUUUGGCUUUCUCUUCUAAGUUUCUUUACUUAUGAGUAGUGUGAAUUUCCUUUCUAGUUUGGUACAGAACAUGCUGAACGUUAAUAAAAUAAUAUAUUCUUCUAGCGCGGAAACUAUUUAGUGUUAUAAUAAUACGUGUUAUUGGCGGUUUUGUGUUGAACGCGGUUGUUGACUACUGUCGAUAUAGCGCGGGCACUUCACGUCUCCGCACGCGCGUAUGAGCGUACCAACACUUGCGCAGACAUGAAGGAUCGGCGCUACGCGAGCUUUGGCAUCGAAACAGCUCACUAUAAUUAUCUUUUUUAUAAUUAUUAUUGUAAUUAUCGUACGGCUUAGGGCACAAUGUCGUGAUGCUUAAUAAAUUCUAGUGAGAUACGAUACAUAAGUAUUAGACACAUACGUUUAAGUAAUAUAUUAUUAUUAUUGAUAUUAUGAGCCGGUGUGCACGAUCCUAGUUAAUCUAUUAAUAUAAUUUCUAUACAGUUUAUUCGAAAUAAUUUAAAUGAAAAGUAGCUUUUGUAACGCGACAUUUAUUUAGCGAACGCUACCAAUGUGGGUAGUUGUAAUAUUGUAAGCUGAGGACUAGUAGUGUGGUUCUCGCUGAUUUAGUCGAUAUUUUUAUUUAUUUGAUCGUGUGCACCAAAUUAUUUGUUAUUUUAGUGUAAUACGUACUACUGUGAUCGUGUCUUAUGAACCUUAUGUUUAACCAAUAAGGUUGAAAAUUGUUUGCGUUGGUCAUAGUGGUAUAUAUUUCCCCCGCGCCCUGAUGCGUCCACAGGGAGGUCCGCGGCCUGUAUGUAAGUGUUCGCGGCGAGGUGCCAUCGCUCCAGUUUCCUCUAUACCAAAGCACUUCCUCACUUUGUUCAAGCUUUACAAACUUCACCUGUCGCCGUCAUACUCGAUGUUUUACUAGCUUCUGUAAAGAUGGCGCUGAUUGUACUGGAGUUCAAGCCUACUGGCUGCUGUAUCAGAUUGUUAUCCAAUUAAGUAUUUUGAAUAUCCCUGUGCAAUAAAGAAUUUCUUUUGUAUGUA